GAAAUCAUUUUUAUAUUGUUUAGAUGGGAAGAGAAAAGAUGUAAAGUAAAUAUAUAAAAUAAUGAAAUGAAAAAGAUUUACUUAACACUUGGUUGAGUCGAAUCGAAGAAAGAAAACGUCAAAAGAGCAUGCGAUGGUUUACUCUGUUCAACAUGAUAAAACAUGGCUAUUCGCUUGUUUUAUAAUUCUAUCAAGUUUUCAUCAUAUUCUCUUGGAGGAAAUUAGUGACAAUGGACCGGACAGUUCCGAUAAAUAUUACACAAAUGGCUGGGCUAUACAUAUUGAAGGUUCUGAUAGUUACAAAAGAGCUAAGAGAAUAGCUGAAAAAUAUGGUUUUGAAAAAGUAUCAAAGAUUGGUACAUUGGAAGGUUACUACCAUUUGGAACACCCACAUCAUCCAGAAAGAUCAAAACGAACUGCGGACAGCAAAACAGAUCUCCUGAAACAAGAAGAUGAUGUGAAAUGGGUGCAACAACAACAUGAAUAUAAGCGAGAAAAACGCGGACUUCAUCACGAACAUGUAGUGACAAGAGGCAUUCAACCGAGAUUUGCUGAUCCACUAUGGGAUGAACAAUGGUACCUUGACGACAAACGCUCUUCGAUGGAUUUAGACGUUAAUGUAAUACCUGUCUGGAAUGCUGGCAUUUCAGGCAAAGGUGUUGUAGUAACAAUUCUUGAUGAUGGAAUUGAACACAAUCAUACCGAUUUAGAGAAAAAUUAUGAUCCUGCAGCAAGUUGGGAUGUAAAUGACAAUGAUCCUGAUCCAUUCCCAAGAUAUGAUCCAACAAAUGAAAACAAGCAUGGAACUCGAUGUGCUGGCGAAGUUGCAGCGCAAGCUAAUAAUACUAAAUGUGGAGUCGGCGUUGCAUACAACGCAAAAGUUGGUGGUGUAAGAAUGCUGGAUGGGCGAGUCACAGAUCGCGUUGAAGCUGAAUCAUUAAGUUUAAAUCCGCAAUACAUUGACAUCUAUAGCGCUAGCUGGGGACCUAGUGAUGAUGGUAUGACAGUUGAAGGACCAGGAACCUUGGCAUCAGCAGCCUUCCUUAACGGCAUCACAAAGGGUCGGGGAGGUCUCGGUUCAAUAUAUGUGUGGGCCUCAGGAAAUGGUGGCCGUCAUGACGACAGCUGUAAUUGUGAUGGUUACACAGCCAGUAUAUACACCCUCUCAAUAAGUUCAAGUUCUGAUCAUGGUGAAAGUCCAUGGUAUAGUGAAGCAUGUUCAUCUACUCUUGCUACUACUCUCAGUAGCGGUGCACAUGGAGAACAGAGAAUUGUGACAACUGAUCUUCACAAUCAAUGUACAGAACGUCACACUGGUACAUCAGCUUCAGCACCUUUAGCUGGAGGACUAAUCGCACUGGCGCUUGAAAAGAAUCCAAAGCUGACGUGGCGUGACGUACAGCAUUUAGUAGUGCACACGGCCAACUGGUUUCCCUUAAGACAUGAUCCUGAUUGGAGAAUGAAUGGGAUUGGUUUGCAUAUGAAUGAAAAAUUCGGGUUUGGUUUGUUAGAUGCUGACCGGUUAGUUCGUAUGGCUGACAGAAAAAUAUUUCAAAAUGUACCCGAGAAAAAGGAGUGUAAGGAGAAAGUGAUGACCACUGCAAAGGCUCUACGCUGGGACCAACCGUUGUCAGUGGAGAUAGAAACAAAUGGCUGUGCGGGUUCAAAGGAUGAAAUUAGGUACUUAGAACAUGUGCAGAUAAUUUUAACUAUUGAAUACACACGACGUGGUGACCUAACGAUAUACUUAGUAACUCCUAUGGGCACCAGAUCAUGUUUGCUUCCAGUAAGAAGCGAAGAUUCAUCGGAUGAAGGUUUUAAGAAAUGGGCUUUUAUGACGACGCAUGCGUGGGGUGAAGAUCCGCGCGGGAAAUGGAUUUUGGAGAUUAAAGAUGGCGGAGAGUCAAGGUCUAACACGGGUACUCUAAGAGACUGGCAAUUAAUAUUGCACGGUACCAAAGAGAAACCUCAUCAUCAAAACGUAACACAUCCAGAAAACCCGUUGCACAAGAAGGCUGUUGCCGACGACACAAAAACGAACGCCAAAUCAUCUGUACAAAUCACGCAAAUUACAUAUACUUUUGGUGAAAAUGGCGCUCCAUCAAGAACAAUAGUGCCGCCAAACAAUGUACCAAAUUUAUAUAAUAGCCAUGGGGCGCCAACACAAGCUAUUUUGCAAAAUCAACAAGUUGCUGUGCAAAACCAACCAUCGAUAAUGCCGAGUCAAGUAUUAAAUCCAUACGCUGGUCUACAGCAGAACUUUCAAAACACGGCAUCGAAUGGGAUGAUGGGAGGUGAAUAUAACUACAAUACAAAUGCUUACAGAAACUAUCAGAGAAAUAAUAUACCGUCAUACACUGCUCCUAAUUAUGGUACUAAUAACCCUGCUUAUGACAAUAACCAUAAUUAUGCCAGUUUAUUUACUGGUCAACCAGCUUAUAACCAAGUUAAUAACGCGCAGCUAUAUCAGCAAGCUAAUACUAAUCCUCGUACAACCUUAGUUGGUCGCUCUGUAACAUGGACUAGACCUAACCCAAAUAGUAUGCAAGUGUACACAGACCCUAAUGCAAAUUUAUGGGAUUUUUUUGGACAUCUAAAUGCUAGAAGAUCUGCUGAAGAAGAAGCAAUUGAAAAGAAGAAAAAAAUGAACUCCUUGAUACAAUUGUUAGCUAGGUUACAUAGUAAAAGACAAAGAAGGUAAAAGUAUUGUAGCUAAACUAUUAAUUAGACUUGUUAAUUUAAAUUAUGGUGUAACAGUAUUGAAUUUAUUUCUUUUUUAAGACCACUCUAUACGCAGUUCCAUAUCAGAAUUCCAAAUUUUAAAGUAUCGCUGAAUUAUGUGUUUUUCGAAAGAAAUAAUUUCUCAAACUCAUUUUGUUAACCAGACUAAGGUUUUUUAUGCACUUAAACACGUAUACAAAGAUAUUGGUGUUUUCAAUUCCUUUUAUUUUAUAAUACGCACGUACAUCCAGUAGGAACGAAGAUCUUUUUAUUGUGUUUUGUGUUAACGUUUUAAUAAGUUUUGGAAGGAGUUUAAUGUUUCUCAGCUGUACAUUUAAUUUUAUCUUUACAUUUGCACCAGACCCGGUGAGACAGAGGAAAGAUAAUGUGGGGGGAGAUAUGAUGUCACACAUUUUUUUCUAAAAAAGAACUUUGAUGCAACGAAAACAAUGAUAGCGUUAGACAAUCUUUAUUUUGAUUCUUGCCCCCUUCCCCCCUUCUCAUUUGACAAACGACUUGCCGGCCCUGUUCACUGACCGAUGAAGACAAGGAAUUGAGUUCGAAAUCACCUGUUCUUUUUUGUUGUUAUUGCCGAUGGCAAAACAGGCUAAAAUAACAUACUAACAAACAGAGCGUGAAGUUAAACUCCUUCUUGUAACAACUUUAUCUUUUCACUUAAUAGAUCAUGGAGGUAAAGUUACUAUAUUUUCUCGCAAAGAUUUUUACAAUAUUUUUCCAAAAAAAUUGUAAAUAUUUUAUUUUUCCAUUAGUUAUUAGAGGGGGGUUGGGUAUAUAAAUAUAUAAAUCUUCAAAAUAA
This is a messenger RNA of Hydractinia symbiolongicarpus, 3538 nucleotides long. Its product is annotated as neuroendocrine convertase 1-like. NCBI's taxonomy places the organism in Eukaryota, Metazoa, Cnidaria, Hydrozoa, Anthoathecata, Hydractiniidae. Gene Ontology annotation, biological process: protein processing. The coding region runs from base 134 to 2701 and encodes 855 amino acids. Gene Ontology annotation, molecular function: serine-type endopeptidase activity. The record is from RefSeq and is a predicted model, not a curated record. Gene Ontology annotation, cellular component: trans-Golgi network; Golgi membrane. The transcript has 10 exons.